Molecule: messenger RNA, 531 nt
Organism: Musa acuminata AAA Group (dessert banana)
Lineage: Eukaryota; Viridiplantae; Streptophyta; Magnoliopsida; Zingiberales; Musaceae
Product: TPD1 protein homolog 1-like
Exons: 2
Coding region: 1-531 (176 amino acids)
Biological process (GO): cell fate determination
Source: RefSeq, a predicted model, not a curated record
AUGGGGAUAAGAAGGUGGCUCGAGGUCAUCCCCAAGGCUGUAAGGCCUAGGCCAAUGAAUAGACGCCAGUACCGCAUCAACAUUUGCUUCGAGGUGGAUAUGUCCAUGUACGAAAAGAGUACAACCUUGAUGUGUGUUAGUGGUUUGCGUGCAACGGUGACGUCUUCGUCCUCCUCCUCUUCCUCCAAAUCGACAAAUCGGAUAGGAAACGAGUGCAGCAUGGAUGACAUCGUGUUGCACCAAGACGCGACGCCGCCGCUGCCCAGUGGGAUCCCAACGUACACGGUGAAUGUGCAGAAUCUUUGCCCGUUGAAAGACGGGUGUGCCAUGGGCCAAAUCCACCUAAGCUGCGGCAAGUUUAGCAGCGCUCGCCAAAUCAACCCCCGCAUCUUCCGCCGCCUCAGCAUCAACGACUGCCUCCUCAACGACGGCCGCCCCCUCCGCCCGGGCGAAACCAUCUCUUUCCAGUACGCCAACUCCUUCUCUUACCCCAUGGCUGUUUCCAGCGCCACCUGCGUCCCCUCAGCCUAA